Molecule: messenger RNA, 970 nt
Organism: Trichechus manatus latirostris (Florida manatee)
Lineage: Eukaryota; Metazoa; Chordata; Mammalia; Sirenia; Trichechidae
Product: spindlin-2B-like
Exons: 1
Coding region: 21-797 (258 amino acids)
Biological process (GO): gamete generation; regulation of DNA-templated transcription
Cellular component (GO): nucleoplasm; cytosol
Source: RefSeq, a predicted model, not a curated record
UCUCUCUUCCUGCUGCAGGCAUGAAGACCCCCAACGCACAAGAGACCGAAGGGCAACAAACCAGAGCAGCUGCAGGACUGGCCACUGGGUCUGCAAACAUGUCUAAGAAAAAAUUCUCCCAAAAGAAGCAGAGGGGCAGACCUUCCUCCCAACCCCGCAGGAACAUCGUGGGCUGCCGAAUUUCACACGGAUGGAAGGAAGGUGAUGAGCCCAUCACCCAGUGGAAAGGAACCGUUCUGGAUCAGGUGCCUAUAAAUCCCUCUCUUUAUCUGGUGAAAUAUGAUGGAAUUGACUGUGUCUAUGGACUGGAACUUCACAGAGAUGAAAGAGUUUUGUCUCUUAAAAUUCUUUCUGACAGGGUGACAUCAUCUCAAGUCAGUGAUGCAAACCUUGCAAACACCAUAAUUGGCAAAGCAGUGGAACAUAUGUUUGAGGGUGAGCACGGUUCUAAGGAUGAAUGGAGGGGGAUGGUCUUAGCCCAAGCACCUAUCAUGAAAGCCUGCUUUUAUAUUACCUAUGAGAAAGAUCCUGUCUUGUAUAUGUACCAGCUUUUAGACGAUUUUAAAGAAGGUGACCUCCGUAUCAUGCCAGAGUCCAAUGAGUCUCUUCCAGCAGAGAGGGAGCCAGGAGGAGUUGUAGAUGGCCUGAUAGGUAAACAUGUGGAAUAUACCAAAGAAGAUGGCUCCAAACGUAUCGGCAUGGUCAUUCACCAAGUGGAAGCCAAACCCCCUGUGUAUUUCAUCAAGUUUGAUGAUGACUUCCAUAUCUAUGUCUAUGAUUUGGUGAAAAAGUCCUAACUGUUAUGGUAACAUUUCCCACAUCUGUGGAAACAAAUGUGUAUUCUGUAAACAUGCAAAAAAAUGUUUUUUUUUUUUGGUGUACUGAAAGCUUAAGGGCCCCUGUUAACCCUACAUCUUUGCUAGCAUAAUUGUUGUUUUGUUCUUUAAAAUACAAAUUUAUCUGGACAUGA